Molecule: messenger RNA, 2161 nt
Organism: Tachysurus vachellii
Lineage: Eukaryota; Metazoa; Chordata; Actinopteri; Siluriformes; Bagridae
Gene: khdrbs2
Product: KH domain containing, RNA binding, signal transduction associated 2
Exons: 9
Coding region: 229-1278 (349 amino acids)
Biological process (GO): regulation of alternative mRNA splicing, via spliceosome
Cellular component (GO): nucleus
Molecular function (GO): mRNA binding; poly(A) binding
Source: RefSeq, a predicted model, not a curated record
UUCUCCGGCGGAGGAGGGAGGAUCAUCCGUGGCGUCUCGCGUUUAAACCGAGCGCGAGGACAUGGGUGCGCAGCCGUGAUUUAUCCCACAACGCGUUUACCGAGCGCGGGCGCACACCGACUGUCACUUGCUGUCACUAAUCAGACAGUGAUUUUUUAAAGCAAGCUUAAAAUAAUACAUAAAACAUUGUCAUUUCUCACUUUGCCGUGUUCGGGACCGAGGUGAAUCAUGGACCAGGACAAGUACCUGCCCGAGCUUCUGGCUGAGAAAGAAAGCUUGGAUCCGUCGUUCGUGCACGCGAUGCGCCUUCUGGCUGAAGAAAUCGAAAAGUACGAAGGGGACGAGCUCAGGAAAGACGGCGAGGUGAAGAAAUACCUGGAUGUCAUCAGCAACAAAAACAUCAAGCUGUCAGAGAGAGUGCUUAUUCCUGUGCAGCAGUACCCGAAGUUUAAUUUUGUUGGGAAACUGCUGGGGCCCCGGGGCAAUUCCAUGAAGAGAUUACAAGAGGAAACUGGAGCGAAGAUGUCCAUCCUUGGCAAGGGCUCAAUGAGAGAUAAAGACAAGGAAGAAGAGCUGAGGAAAAGUGGGGAGGCAAAAUACGCCCAUUUGAACAACGAUCUUCAUGUUUUAAUUGAAGUCUUCGCACCACCUGGAGAGGCGUAUUCCCGCAUGAGCCAUGCCUUGGAGGAAAUUAAAAAAUUCCUGGUUCCUGAUUACAAUGAUGAGAUCAGACAAGAGCAGCUGCGUGAGCUGUCCUAUCUAAACGGCUCUGAUGACCCAAGCAGAGGAAGAAGUGUCAGAGGACGUGGCAUACGGCUCACCUCCACAACUGCUACACGGGGUCGAGGAGGAGCAGUGCCACCUCCUCCACCAGGCAGAGGAGCCGUAGUACCCAGGGGAACUGUGGGAACACGUGCGUCUCUGCCCACUACCAUGCUAACUAGAGGAGUGUCAACACCACGGGCCAGAGGAACAGCAGGGAAUCCUGGAUACAGAGCACCUCUGCUGCAGGCCACACACAAAAGCUAUGAUGACUAUGGUUAUGAUGAUGGAUAUGAUGGGGAAUAUGACGAACAGGGUUAUGAGGCCUAUGAUGAUGGUUACAGCAAUCAGUCCAAAAGCGGUUCAGAAUAUUACGAAUACGGCCAUGGAACCAAUGACGAUACCUACAACAAUUACGCUGAAGAGGAGUGGACUCAGCCACGGCCGAGCCUCAAAGCUCCAACUGCAAGACUUUCACGAGGGGGCUACAGAGAUCACCCCUAUGGUAGAUUCUAAAGGUGCUUCACAUCAGUGAUCUCCCCUACCAGGCAUCUUUAUGUAAUAAUCUAAAAAACAAAAAAAAAAUUAAUUAUAAAAUAAAAAAAUGUAUUAGCUCAAAAUCUAACCCUAACCAAGAAGCGAGAGACUGCAUACAGCAUAUGGUUUUGAUAAUUUAUUCAUACAUCUAAGAAACACAAACAGAUCUUACAUUAAACAACAAAAAAUAGACUUCCAUUUGAAUGCUGCUUCCCUUUAGUUGUCUAUUGUUUGCUCCCCUGAACCUAAAGCAUGGAGUUACGUGGCUAACCUAAAAUGAGGCUUCCUUGUUCUUGGCUACCAUUUCACCAAGGCAACCGUUGAGUGUUAGACCCUUCCCCCUUCCCCUCCCCCCAUAUUGUACAUAACAUCUUUCUUAAUACGUCUUGAUUUGAUGACGGUAAAUACUGAGUUUGUAUAUUUUGAUUUUGAUAUCGGUACUGGGAUUGAAAGCAAUCAGCUAUGUAUGUAGCUACCUACAAGUGAUCUGCUGUGUGUUUAGCCUGUAUUUGUACAUAAAUAUGUAAUAAAAAGGACAUAAAUCACCUUGUGUAAUCUUCUCUAAAUAGGUGGCCAUAAUUGUUACUUUUUUUCUUGCCAUAAUUUGUUAAUAGAGCAUCAUUUUCUUCUUUUUUGGUAAAAUUAGAUAAGCACAUACAUGUUUUUAAGUAAUAAAUGCCUGUUUUAGUUCAGGAAAUUGCUAAUAUGUUCUUUGUUUAUUUUAUACUUAAAGAACAGCAGCAAAAAAGUAACUUUAGACAAGUUGUGAAGACAUUUUGUGUAACAAUAGAUAAGCAUUAAUACAAUUACAACUUUGUUAAAUAAUUUUAACUCUAGUUCUAAAUUGUUCAUUGAAUAUUGA